AAGAGCAAGCAUCACCGAGCAGAGAGACACUGUGACGAGAAAAAACACUGAAGCCUUUAAAGCAGAAGAUCAUGCCAAUCAGACGGAAACGUGUCCCGAAGAGCAAAAGCCAGGACCCUUUACUCAGCAAUAACGACGAUUUACCAGAUGACUCUGAGUGUAACAGUCAUCUGAACAACAAUGUGAAGAAUAUCCACAUUGCUGAGCUGGAACAGCGCUCUCAGAUGGACGUGAACACCAUCUUUCAGGAUCUGAUUCAUCCUCCAGAUGAUCCUCAUUCUGGUUCCUCAGAGGCAGGAACAAUUAAAGAGAAAUGCAGCACCCACAUGAUGAUGUUCUGGACCAAGAUCAUCACGCAGCCGCCGCAAAACCUCGAGGAGAACCUUCAAGAGCACCUGAGGAAGGUAGAGGAGGACGUGGUCCUCCAUCUGAAGAGGCUCAGACCAUGGAUACAGCCCCAUGGGCUGAUGGGAUACCUGGAGGACUGCUGCCACCGCCGGAUGAUCCAACACCUGCAGAGCCUGAUCCGGAGAGUCAGCUCCUGCAGGAGCGGCUUCAAGCUGCUGUACUGGGCUCGUCACUCGUAUCUCAGCAUUGAGGAGUUUUCCAACCAUGACGACCAGAAGAUCGACGGAUGGGACGAAUGGGAGAGCACAGCGAAAGACAUACUGAUUCAAACUGUGCAGGAAGAACUCCAAGGUCACCUUGACAAAAUCCUGCGGGAUCAUAAACUUCAGGAAACCUGCGACAACGAGGAGUCUUAUAUUGGACUUGAUAUGGACGUCAUCCAGAGCACUAAUGCCAAGUUUGAAAAAGCCAAAACGAUCGACCAAGAACUGAGUGAUAGAGUUCUUCAGGUUUGUUCUCAGGAGCUUCUGGCGUUUGCUAAAAGGUACAUCACGUGGCAGAGAGAGUUUUUAAAGAAACAACCAGAGACCGUUCACUUCCUCAAGACUCUGAGAACAUGUAGAGGAAUCAGGACAUACGUCCAGGAUCGACAGAUGGAGGAGAAAACGGUGGAGCUGCUGACUGAGAUGGAGACUUCCACCAAAAAGCUGCUCAUUGUAGUUGUCAUUGAUGAAGUGGAGGAAAACAUCAAAGAAUACUUCAAAUCAAACAACAGACGGAAUUUCCCCUUCAGGCCUUUGGAGAAGCAUUUUCCUCAACUGGAUUUUGCUGCAGCUGAACACAAGGCAGUGAUGGGGGACAUUUACAAGGACGUCGCUCACGUCUACUUCAAACAUCUCAUCGGAACCAGCAUGAGGAAGCUGAGGAAGAAGUGGAGUGAGGACAUCGGGACAACAGUCCAUCAGGACGCUGUGGAGCUUCACAACAUCAUUUCAAAUCGGGUGGAAGAUGUCCAACCACACAACAACCUGCUGCUGAAGAUCAAAGAAGUGUUGACCUGCUCCGACGUGGAGGGGAUGAAGGUCACCAUGGCGUUCAUAGAGCACGAGUGUGACGGACAGAGUAAAGGCCUGCUUCCUGGCCUCCUGCUGUGGAGAGGUUAUCCUCGCAGGGAUGUCAUGAGGGUGAUGGAGGCGCUUCCUUCCCCUCUGCCCAUGCCCAGCAGUCGACUCUGGCCGUUUCAGUCCUGCUGGUACUGCCGCUGUUGAAGCUGCUGCACUUGAUCGAAACCACAGAAAACUUUAAAUAUCUUUAAAAGAACCCAAUGUUCUCUCUGAAAGUUUUACUCUUUGCAAGGUGGGUGGGACUGAACAGUUGCGGGCUGGGUUUGGCCCACGUACUUUAUGUUUGACACUCCUGUUGUAGUCUGAUCCGAUCAGAGUCCAUGUAAACGGUACAUCAGAUUUCUUCCCACUGUCGUAGUUUUGGCAGCAGGCCUGUUAUGUAGCUUCACGUAAAGCACGACUGGUGGAUGCGGGAAACAAAGCUGCUCUGAAAACAGAUUAUUCUCUUCCUGAACAAGCAGAAUGUUUUUAUUUAUUCUAUUUCUAAUGAAAUAACCUUGAUGAGUCAGGCUUGGUACUUUAUGCUGGACAAGAGCAUCUAUACAAAGCAUUAUGGGUACGUCUAAAUCUGUACGGGAUGAUCUGAUCAUGAAGGCUGAAACAAUCAGAUUGACAGAACGUGGAAAUGUAGACACAGCUAGUUGUCUAAAUUCCUAUGAAAUCCAGUUUUCACUUCAUUAAUGACAGGACAGAAGAAUUCACCUCCAAUCUUUUACUUUUAAACUAUCAGAUUUAGGUUGAGAGAUGUGCCCUCAUGACGCCAGACACUGCUGUAUGUUUGAGAGAAAAAAAAACUUUUUAUAAUCAAAACAAGAAUCCAAAAACCAAAAGUCUCCAGUUCAAGGGAGUUAAAUUCACAAAAAAGACACAGAAGCUUCAACACAUGAGAGCAGAAUCACAUGAAAACAGCCUGAGUGAGGCUCAGAAACACUGACGGACCAAAGCCGGAGCAGACGGGAACGGCCCACUUUAUACCCCAGACACCAGGUGACGACAAUCACACACUCAGGAACAGGUGAAAGGCAUCAGGGCAGCGAUCAGACACCAGGAGGGGACGCAAAAUGUGUUCUUACAUAUUCCCAGGUUUACCUAAUCGUUCCAUGAUUUUUCUUCAUGCUGUGAAUUAAUUUUGUUGAAAAAACAUUUUCUUGUCUGUUGUUCUGUCAACAGAAAUCAGCACACACUGCAGGUGAUUUCUCUUUUUUAGUUCUCUUUAUCAGCGGCAGCAAAAUGAGAAUCCAGGUUUUAAUCAAAGACCUUGAUUCAUGUCACACUGCAGUAAAAAGUCCAAAAGAAGGAAACGUGGUUCACUGCGUCUUUUCUUUACCAUUUUUAAAAUUUGAGUUGUUGUUUUUUGUCUUUUGUUUGUUAGAACGUUUGCACUGAUUUAUUCUGUCUCAUCAAUGAGCAACACUGACUAAAAUUAAGAGAAACGUUUAUGCUGUUUAUAAGUUAUUAAGUUAUUUGAGCAUUACUUGAAUUUUCACAGAGAAAUCUGUUUCUUUUUUUCUUUUUUAUCUGAGACGUUUGUGAAUUAAUCCAGACUGUUUGUGUUUUGAUGUGUAAAGCCCGGUGAAUUUUUAAAAUGGUUUUUAACCUUGGCUAUGAGACAUUCCAUUAAACUCAGAUUGUCUUUUCUGUAAACAGUCUGAACUUUUACUCUUUGCCAUUUUAUUUUUAUUUCAUUUUUAAAUUGAGGGGAAGAAGGGCUCAAAGGUUGUACUGUAACCAAGAAACUCAGCACGAUUCAAUAAAACAACAAAAUAUACAUUUUGGUUUGUUUGUUUUGUUGUAAUCCAACUGGAACAGCAGAAAGUCUCCUCUGGGUCUGGUUCUGCAGAUUUCUUCCUGUUCAGGGAGGUUUUCCUGUAGCUGUUUUGUCUGUUCGCGUCUUCAGCACCUCUUGUUGUUUU
This is a messenger RNA of Salarias fasciatus (jewelled blenny), 3385 nucleotides long. RefSeq lists its product as uncharacterized. Gene Ontology annotation, molecular function: SNARE binding. The record is from RefSeq and is a predicted model, not a curated record. Lineage: Eukaryota; Metazoa; Chordata; Actinopteri; Blenniiformes; Blenniidae. The transcript has 11 exons. Gene Ontology annotation, cellular component: exocyst. Gene Ontology annotation, biological process: exocytosis; exocyst localization. The coding region runs from base 72 to 1616 and encodes 514 amino acids.